Messenger RNA from Drepanopeziza brunnea f. sp. 'multigermtubi' MB_m1, 1692 nucleotides. RefSeq lists its product as uncharacterized. Gene Ontology annotation, cellular component: preribosome, small subunit precursor; cytosol. Gene Ontology annotation, molecular function: ATP binding; protein serine/threonine kinase activity. Gene Ontology annotation, biological process: maturation of SSU-rRNA. The record is from RefSeq and is a predicted model, not a curated record. Lineage: Eukaryota; Fungi; Ascomycota; Leotiomycetes; Helotiales; Drepanopezizaceae.
AUGUCGGACUCAAAUGCAACUUCCCAGGAAUCUGCGCUAGCAGCAGCUCAAGUUCCCACUCAUACUUACCUACCAAGUCAUGGCUAUGCAACAUCAACGACUUCCCAGGACGCCCCGCCACAAACACCCACCGGUGGCUACGCAGCAGACAACGAGGACGAGACCUAUGAUGAUCUGUUCGAGGAGGAAGAUGAGGAGUUCUUCGACGAUGUAGACUAUGAUCCCAACUCGGGCAAUCUUACAAAAUCGUAUAAUCGCCAGCGGAAGAUGAACGAUCCGACCGCCACUGCCCCCCGAGUCAACUCCCAGAAGCCGAUUGCCAACACGCAGACGAGUGUGGACGACCAAAUAACCAGUCUUGCUAAGCAUGCCGGGAAAAUUCGCUUGGAGGGCGGUGGGGGAGGAGAGAGAAGCAAAACCCAUGGGAAGGACAAGUCCGAUCGGGCGACGAACGAGCAAGUGUUGGAUCCUCGGACUCGCAUGAUUCUGUUACAGAUGAUCAACAGAGGCAUAGUAUCAGAGGUCAACGGAUGUCUGAGCACUGGAAAGGAGGCAAAUGUGUACGGAGCCAUUUCAAUACCUACGAGCGACGGAGGCGAGGAGCAGCCAAGUAUCCACCGCGCAAUCAAAGUUUACAAGACCAGCAUCCUGGUGUUCAAGGAUCGAGAUCGUUAUGUCACCGGCGAGCAUCGUUUCAGAUCAGGCUACCAUAAAGGGAACAAUAGAGCUAUGGUCAAGGUGUGGGCAGAGAAGGAGUUCCGCAAUUUGAAGCGACUCUAUCUGGCCGGUAUCCCAUGUCCCGAGCCUGUUUACCUUCGUCUGCACGUUCUGGUCAUGGGCUUUCUCGGAGAUAAGAAAGGCUGGGCGGCACCACGACUGCGCGAUGCAGAGCUGCAAGGCGAGGACGUCGAUGAGCAAUGGCGAUUAUUGUACAUCCAGAUGAUCGGGCUCAUGCGGCGGAUGUAUCAUACGUGCAAACUCGUACACGCAGAUCUAAGCGAGUAUAACGUUUUGUACCACCAGAAGAAGCUAUUUAUCAUAGAUGUUUCUCAAAGUGUCGAGCACGACCAUCCAAGAUCUCUAGAGUUCCUGAGAAUGGACAUCAAGAACGUCUCGGAUUUCUUCCGGAGAAAGAGUGUCGAAGUUCUGUCCGAGCAAGCUGUCUUCGCAUUCAUCACCACCCAUGAUGGACCCACACAAGAAACUGCUCUGUCAGAAGCCUUGGAGAACUUACUGCUUAACAGACCUACAGAGGUAGAGGGCGAGCAAGCUGCUGCGGAGCAGGAGGUCGACAACGAGGUCUUCAGACAACAGUAUAUCCCCCAGACACUAGAGCAAGUUUACGAUAUUGAGCGUGACGCGGAGAAGAUCGGAAAAGGGCAGAAAGAUGAUCUCAUUUACCGGAACCUAUUGGCAGACAAGGUUCCCAUGUCUUCAGGUAAUGAAGCAGACGGCGAGGAUACGAUGGAGGGAAGUUCGCUUCCGAGUGAAGAGAGGAGUGAUAGUGAAGAUACCGAUGAUGAGAGUAGAUUUGAGAAGGGAACUCCUCGUGGGAAGCGCUUCGAGGACAAGGACUCUAAGAAAGAGCACAAGAAAGCAGUCAAGGAAGAGAAGCGCGAGAAGCGGAAAGAGAAAAUCCCGAAGCAUCUGAAGAAGAAGCUCGUGAGCAGUUCUGCGAAGUACAAGCACUAA